Molecule: messenger RNA, 3834 nt
Organism: Oncorhynchus kisutch (coho salmon)
Lineage: Eukaryota; Metazoa; Chordata; Actinopteri; Salmoniformes; Salmonidae
Product: heterogeneous nuclear ribonucleoprotein U-like protein 1
Exons: 16
Coding region: 333-2981 (882 amino acids)
Biological process (GO): alternative mRNA splicing, via spliceosome
Cellular component (GO): nucleus
Molecular function (GO): RNA binding; protein binding
Source: RefSeq, a predicted model, not a curated record
AGAAACAGACAUACAGCGCAAAGAUGUUUACAGCUUCGUUAGCGACAGAGUCGUCCAUUUUGUUUUAGUUGAGUUGGUCGCUACAUGAAUCUCUAGCAAGGACAUUAUAGGGGUGAGGAAAGAGGUUAGUAAUGUAAAUUCACAUGACCUAGCUACACUAUACUAUCUAUGGGCUCUCGAGUGAAGCAGCGGUCUAAGGCACUACAGACCCUGGUUCGAUUGCAGGCUGUAUCACAACCGGUCGUGAUAGGGCGGCGCAGAAUUGGCCCAGGGUAGUACGGGUUAGGCCGUCAAUAUUGGAAUUUCUGAUCACUGAAGAAGUUGCAUGAAAAAUGAGUGGAAUCAAUGUGAAGAAGCUCAAAGUCAACGAGCUGAAGGAGGAGCUUCAGCUGCGAGGCCUGGAUACUCGUGGGCUGAAGGCGGAUCUCGUCAUAAGGUUGCAGUCAGCACUUGAGGCCGAGGCUGCAGGUGAAGGGGAUGGGCCACCGAUUGCCGAUGUUGGGGAGGAGGGGGAUCAGCAAAACGAUAUUGGCGGAGACGCUGGAGAUGGUGAUGACGUUAAAGAUGAUGGGGAAGAAGAAAAAUAUAUUAAGGACAAGGAAGUGCAGUUUGUCCCGCAGGCUGAUGAGGCGAAUGGUGAUAACGAACAGAGUGAAGAAGACAGCCGGGAUGGGGCGCAGAUGUAUGGUCAAGUCCCUGCAAUGGGAUCUGGGAUGGUCGAUUUCACAGAAGAUGUGAUGGAGCCACAGAUUCCGCAGGCGUAUGAGUCAGACAAAAGACAAGAGCCAGAGCCACAGGUGCUAGAACCGGAGAUGGAGGAACCGGAGAUGGAGGAACCUGUGCAACCAGAACCUGUGCAAUCAGAACCUGUGCAAUCAAAGCCUGUGCAAAAAGAGCCACUGGAGUCGGAAUCAAUUGAGCCUGUGGAGAUGCCUGAAAUUAAGCCAGAGGAGUUUGUGAUGAAAGCAGAGUUGAAAAAGGAGCAGGAGCAGUUGAAGGAAGAGAAGGAGCCCCAGCAGCCAAGUGCUCAUCAUCCAGAGCCAGCCAAUGAAUGGGAGGCUGAGCAGGCGACCCAGGCCAAAACGGAGGAUAACCGACACAACCGUAAGAGGCCAUACGAUGAAGGCCGUGGCUAUGGAUACUAUGAACAUCGGGAGGAAAAAAGGGGACGUUCUCCCCAGCCUCCAGCAGAGGAAGAGGAAGAAGAUUUUGAUGACACUCUUGUGGCCAUUGAUACUUACAAUUGCGAUCUGCACUUCAAGGUAUCACGUGACCGGUAUAGUGGAUACCCGCUGACCAUUGAAGGUUUUGCAUACCUGUGGUCAGGUGCACGAGCUUCCUAUGGCGUCAACAAAGGGCGUGUCUGCUUUGAAAUGAAGAUCAACGAGGAGAUCUCUGUGAAGCACCUCCCCAGCAGUGAGCCUGAUCCUCAUGUAGUGCGCAUUGGCUGGUCUCUGGACACCUGCAACACACAGCUCGGUGAAGAACCGUUCUCUUAUGGCUAUGGAGGAACUGGCAAGAAAUCUUCCAAGUGUAAAUUUGAGGAUUACGGGGAAAAGUUUGGUGAAAACGAUGUCCUUGGGUGCUACAUUGACUUCGAUAGCGGCGAGGAAGUGGAGAUGGCCUUCUCAAAGAAUGGCAAGUGGCUAGAUGUGGCCUUCCGUGUGUCACGGGAGGAGUUGGCUGAGCGGCCACUCUUUCCCCACGUUCUUGUGAAGAACUGUGCCAUUGAAUUCAACUUUGGCCAGAAAGAGGAGCCCUUCUUCCCCGUGCCUGAGGGAUACACCUUCAUUCAGAAAGUCCCUCUGGAGAACAGGAUGCGGGGGACUGUUGGGCCUGCCUCCAAGGCUGACUGUGAGCUAUUGAUGAUGGUUGGUCUGCCUGCUUCUGGGAAAACCACUUGGGCCUUGAAGCACGCGGAGGAGCACCCUGCAAAGAAAUACAACAUCCUGGGCACCAACGCCAUAAUGGAGAAGAUGAAGGUGAUGGGGCUGCGGCGUCAGAAGAACUAUUCAGGUCGGUGGGAUGUCCUGAUCCAGCAGGCCACACAGUGUCUGAACAGGCUGAUCCAGAUCGCUGCCCGCAAGAAGCGUAACUACAUCCUGGAUCAGACAAAUGUAUAUGGAUCAGCCCAGAGACGAAAAAUGCGUCCUUUUGAAGGUUUUCAACGCAAGGCUAUUGUAAUAUGUCCCACGGACGAGGAUUUAAAAGAGCGAACGUUAAAGCGAACUGAUGAGGAAGGGAAGGAUGUGCCCGAUCAUGCUGUAUUAGAAAUGAAAGCCAACUUUGUGCUCCCAGAAGCUGGUGAGUUUCUUGACGACGUGACCUUCAUCGAGCUGAAACGAGAAGAGGCUGACACGCUGGUAAAGCAAUACAAUGAGGAGGGCCGCAAGGCCGGCCCACCCCCAGACAAACGCUUCGACAACCGCCAAGGAGGAUUUCGUGGUCGUGGUGCACCUUACCAGCGCUAUGACAACCGUGGUGGCCCCCAAGGGGGAAGGGGAGGCUAUCAGAGUCAAGGUGGCAACUUCAGAGGAGGGUAUAACCAUGGAGGCUACCAGCAGAACCGCUGGGGGAGCAACCGUGAUGGUGCUGCGGGAGGACAACAUGGCUACAACCGCAACCAGCAAUCUGGAGUGAGCUACAAUCAGCACCGCCAAGGACAAUAUAACAAGGGAGCCACUGGGAGUUACAGCCAAGGACAGCCACAGACAUACAACCAGGGAUACAAUCAGGGCAACUACAACCAGGGUUACAACUACGGCAGCUACAGCCAGUACCCAGGUUACAGCCAAACUCCUGCCGCCUCCGCUGCUCCUGUUGCCACUGGACAGACCUACAACCAGCAGCAACAGACCUACAACCAGCAGUAUCAACAGUAUGCACAGCAGUGGCAGCAGUAUUACCAGAACCAGAGCCAAUGGAAUCAGUACUACAGCCAAUAUGGAAACUACAGCCAGGGUUCUCAGGGCACACAGUAGGCAUAAAGUAGUGCGCUGAUGAGACGGAUCUCAUUCCCUCAGCAGCAUUCCAUUGCUUAUCCUGCCUGCAGGCUAGACCUCUGCCUUUUCAUUGUCAUACAUAUCCUUAAUGAUUAGCCUGCACUUUCUUAUAGCUUACAUUUUCAAAAAUGUUUAAGGGUCCAGUUUUUCUUCCCUGCCUUUUUAGAUACAGGAUUUUUAUUCUUGCCACGACGUUAGCAUUAUGUUUGCAGUAGGUCCUGCAACACUUUAGUAACACGCAGCUUAUUUUUCUUGCCUGUUCUAGAUGUUGGCUAUUUGAAAUGAGCAACAGAGGUGUAGUUUAACAUGCAGAUGUAGGACAGUUUAGUGUUGCGCAGUGAAUGUUUAUUAGAGCUCAUAAAAGGUAGCUGGGAUUUGCAUGUGUACAUUUCAAUGUGUUUUUAAGAUGGAAUAUUUUUGGACAACAUUGUUUUUGUUUUCAAAUUUUGCCAUUGACAUGACAGUUUUUAGUUUUAGAUCAAAGAACCAUAUGUUUUAAAGAAAUUGGUGGAGUCUGGACUUAUUAUUCUCGUUUUGAUUUAACCAUGAAUAUUUUGCCCAUAUUUAUUGAAAUUGAAGUCUGACAUUUUGAUGACUUUUGUUUUAUAAAAAGAGAGAUUGUAAAACCACAUUUACCAGCAUUUUUCACACCAUUUAAAAUAUUCUGUAACAUGUCCCUAAAGUCGUUUUUGAAUCUUGUGAUCAAUAACUAGUUUGUGUGGUUGUAAAACUGUAUAAAAUGUAUGUCAAACAGUAUCUGCAUAUGGUUCUGUGUUCAAACAAAAUGUUAUCUUUUUGUAUUUGAGAAUAUAAUCUGAAGAAUUUAAUUUAA